CCUUUACCGCUCCUUUUUUCUAAAGGGGGCACGGCGUGUGUCACGUUGCGUGGGACAGUCAGGAACACAUUCACAACAAUGUGGCAGAAUCUUUGGAAUUGGAAGUACCAGUCCUGAGGAUACUCCAGAGCUGUGAUAAUGAAUGGAAAAGUCAUCCCCCAUACUCCACUGGCUGUGGACUUCUGGCAGGUCAGGAAGUGUCCGCAUGUCCGCCUGUUCUUCCUGUCCCAUAUGCACAGUGACCAUACCGUGAGCCUGACCUCGACCUGGGCCAACAGACCAAUCUACUGUUCACCGGUUACUGCCACGCUGCUCAAACUCAAACUACAGGUCAGAGAGAGAUGGAUCCAUCCUCUGGAGGUCGGCCAACCCAACAUGUUGCCUCUGGAUGAUAUAGGCAAGGAGAGGUUGACCGUCACUCUCAUGGAUGCUAACCACUGUCCAGGGGCGGUCAUGUUCCUGUUCCAAGGAUACUUUGGCACCAUACUCUACACUGGAGAUUUUCGCUACACUCCGUCCAUGCUGCGUGAGCCGUGUCUAAGGACCAACACCACUAUAGAUGUCCUGUACCUGGAUAACACUAACUGUGACCCCACACGCACCCUGCCCUCCAGACAACGAGCCACUCAGCAGAUCAAAGAGAUCAUCCGUAGCCAGCCCAAGCACAAUGUUGUCAUUGGCCUCUAUACUCUGGGUAAGGAGUCUCUAUUGGUACAGCUGGCCAUGGAGUUUAAGACCUGGAUUGAAGUGUCCAUCGAGAGACUAAAGACUCUCAGAGCCCUGGAGCUACCAGAUGUCUUCACCACUGAGCCAGGAGCAGGUCGGAUCAGGGCCGUGGACCAGUCAGAGAUCCGCUCCACCAACCUCCUCCGUUGGAACAGGGAACACCCCACCUUGGCCAUCCUGCCCACCAGCAGACCCCUGGUCUCCUUCCACCCUAAUGUCCACGUGGUGCCUUACUCUGACCACUCCUCCUACCAGGAACUGGAGGACUUUGUCUCGGCCCUGCAGCCCACCUCCCUGGUUCCCAUCGUGGGCAGGCUUACCUCUGGCAUCCCCUCCUUCUCUGCCCUGCUGCCUAGGAGAAAACACCACGAAGUUCUGGUUCCCGAGUCAGUCCGCCACUAUAUGAAGGGCCGGCCUGAGUUGAAGGUUCAAGACCCUGGUCAGUCCAGCUUCCUGGGUUACAGUAACCUGCUGCGGAGGCCUAUCCGACCCUCUCCACCCAGAGGGGUGGUGUUUGAGUCCCCCCCUAAGGCCCCCUCCAGGCCUGGGUCGGUGGUGGACGAAGCCUGGGAGACAGGGUCCAUGGAGCAUCCUCAUCAGGAGGAAGAGAUGGACACAGAGAUGGAUGCAGAUAAAGAUGGAGAAGAUUCAGACUGUAUACUGAUGGAUCUGAGUAAAGAACACAGCCCUACCACAGACAUAGGGCCCAGCUCCAACCCCAACCCUAACCCAAGCCUGACCGGAGACCCCAACCCCAGCCUGACCAGAGACCCCAGCCUGACCAGAGACCGCAGCCUCAGCAGAGCCCCAUGGAGCCUGAAUCUGGUCCACAGGGUCUCAGAGAACCUGGAUUUGGAGGAGAGUCUCCCUUUCAGUCUAUUCACCCAGAGUAACUUUACACUCAUGGAGGUCCUGAGAAACACUGCCGUUUCACUGAGACCAAGAGCUGUGAGGGAGGAGACCCAUCCUCAGAAUUUGCCUCGUGACAACGACAACAUGGCCGCCGAAAACUGUAACUUAAAUGCAGUAUCAGUUAACAUAACCAGUUCCCACAAUGGACACCCAGACCAGGAGAUAGAAUCUCUUCCAUUACCACUUCUUAGCCUGAGCCCCUGUUCCAGGGACAGUACCUGUGUGAACACUAGUGACACCACUGAAACACAUACACAACCUGAACCUCCAGAAGACUGUGAGAUGUCUCUUCUCCUGUCCCUCCCUUUCUCAGAGGAGGACGUGUCUGUCUCUGGUUGCUAUAGGAACACUCUUCUUGACCGGAGCUUUUUGGAAAAGUUCAGCCUCUCUCCUUCAGAUUUGAAGUAGGGUGAAGUUGCCCAAGCCUAGACACUGAUCUCGGGUCAGUUUUUCAAUUUUCCCCCACUAAUGGUUAAGGGUAUGAUUGGGAGAGGUGAAGCUGAUCCUAGAUCUGUACCUGUAGCAGUCUUCAGUUCCACUCUGCUGUGGAGAGGUACCUGACGCCAGACAGAGACAGAGGACAAUGUGAAUACUGACGUGUCAAAGGUAUUUCCUCCACAUUCCUUAAGAAGACUUGUACUGUUUAAAAAAAUAAACAUUUUGCUCUGUCAGAUGGAGAUUUUCCAUUUAAGUUAGUUUUUUUUUGGUUCAGGACUCAGGCUUAAUCUGUGUCUGGGGAAACUGGCCCGUUAUGUUGACUUUAAGUGAAGUGCAUAUUUCACAGUGUCAUUUAAUUUCUGACAUGAUUGGUGUUUAUACAGGUGCAGUAUUUACUCAGCUCUCACCUACUCUAUGUUAUGGCAAGGUUGUAGGUUGUAUGGAUUCAUUUCAUUCCCCGUAAUGUGCCACAGUGAUUGAACCAUGUUUUUAAGGAUUUAUUCCCCGUAAUGUGCCACAGUGAUUGAACCAUGUUUUUAAGGAUUUAUUCCCCGUAAUGUGCCACAGUGAUUGAACCAUGUUUUAAAUGUGACUCAUUGGUGAAAGGCUUCAUCCUGUAGCCAAUGUACUCUAUGCCUUUUAACCCAUCCCACAGUUGAUUAUAUAUAUAUAUAUAAUAUACACUGAGUAUACCCAAACAUUAGGAACACCUUCCCCCUUGACUGGUGUCAAGCUCCCUGCCAUCCAGGACCUACAUGUCAGACCGAGGAAAGCCCGAAAAACCGGCAAAGACUCCAGCCACCAAAGGCAAUAGCCUAGUGGUUGGAAGGGUAGCCUAGUGGUUAGAGCGUUGGACUAGUAACCGAAAUGUUGCAAGUUCGAAUCCCUGAGCUGACAUGGUACAUAUCUGUCGUUCUGCCCCUGAACAGGCAGUUAACCCACUGUUCCUAGGCCGUCAUUGAAAAUAAGAAUUUGUUCUUAACUGACUUGCCUAGUUAAAUAAAGGUAAAAUAAAAAAUAGCCUGUUCAUGGUACCGUUCUGGUACCGCCCAGCAAACGGUCCUGGUGCAUCGGCUCCCAUAACAACAGGCGCUGAGCUGUCUUCUACCCCCAAGCCAUUAGACUGCUAAAUAGUUAAUUAAAUGGUUACCCAGACUAUCUGCACUGACCUCAUCUUGUACUGAUUCUAUGCACACUCACAAGACUAUACACUGAGUUGCCCUCAAAACAAGCCUCAAUUUGUUGGGCCAUGAAUUCUACAAGGUGUCGAAAGCAUUCCACAGGGAUGCUGGCCCAUGUUGACUCCAAUGCUUCCCACAGUGUCAAGUUGGCUGGAUGUCCUUUGGGGGGUGGACGACUUUUGAUACACACGAGAAACUGUUGAGCAUGAAAAUCCCAGAAGCAUUGCAGUUCUCGACACAAACAGGUGUGCCUGUUCAAAGACACUUCAAUAUUUUGUCUUGCCCAUUCACCCUCUGAAUGGCACACAUACACAAUCCAUGUCUCAAUUGUCUCAAGGCUUAAAAAUCCUUCUUUAUUCUCCUCCCUUUCAUAUACACUGAUUGAAAAGGAUUUAACAAGUGACAUCAAUAAGGAAUAAUAGCUUUCACCUGGAUUCACCUGGUCAGUCUAUGUCAUGGAAAGAGAGGGGUUCUUAAUGUUUCAUAUACUCUGUGUAGAUUACCACAGUUUACUGUUGAUUUAAAAUGUGUUACCUUUCACAGUCACUGUUCAUUUAAAAAAAAGUAUUGUUACCAUGGAAUUGAAAUAUAUAUAUAUAUAUAUAUUUGGUAACAAUAUAUAUAUAUAUAUGUAUAUAUGUAUGUAUGUGUGUGUGUGUGUGUGUAAAAUAAAGUUUAAAAUGUU
Molecule: messenger RNA, 3942 nt
Organism: Oncorhynchus keta (chum salmon)
Lineage: Eukaryota; Metazoa; Chordata; Actinopteri; Salmoniformes; Salmonidae
Gene: dclre1b
Product: DNA cross-link repair 1B
Exons: 6
Coding region: 139-2046 (635 amino acids)
Biological process (GO): protection from non-homologous end joining at telomere; interstrand cross-link repair; double-strand break repair via nonhomologous end joining
Molecular function (GO): 5'-3' DNA exonuclease activity; damaged DNA binding
Source: RefSeq, a predicted model, not a curated record